Messenger RNA from Heterobasidion irregulare TC 32-1, 6329 nucleotides. RefSeq names its product glycosyltransferase family 2 protein. NCBI's taxonomy places the organism in Eukaryota, Fungi, Basidiomycota, Agaricomycetes, Russulales, Bondarzewiaceae. The transcript has 9 exons. The record is from RefSeq and is a predicted model, not a curated record. Gene Ontology annotation, cellular component: myosin complex; cell septum; cell periphery. The coding region runs from base 1 to 5796 and encodes 1931 amino acids. Gene Ontology annotation, molecular function: ATP binding; cytoskeletal motor activity; chitin synthase activity.
AUGAAUCGGCAGUCAACCCUACUCCACCAGAGGCUGGAGGCGGUCGCCGACCUCUCUGCCCUCUCCCCCGUCUCGGACGACAUCAUCGUUUCGUGCCUGCGCGAGCGCUUCCUCUCCGACAACAUCUACACCCACAUCGGCACCUCCGCGCUCGUCGCCGUCAACCCCCACAAGUACGUCGCGAGCAACGCCGACUCCGUCCUCUACAAGUAUUCCGCGGAGCACCGCAGCACCGCGGACGACAGGGAGCGUCUGCCGCCCCAUAUAUUCCAGCUCGCGGACAAUGCGUACUACCACAUGCGCCGCACGACGCAGGAUCAGUGCAUCAUUCUUAACGGCGAGACCGGGAGCGGCAAGUCCGAGAACCGCCGGCUCGCGAUAAAAACGCUGCUCGAGCUCAGCGUCAGCAACCCGGGCAAGAAGGGCUCGAAGCUUGCCCACCAGGUCCCCGCCGCGGAAUUCGUGCUCGAGUCCUUCGGCAACGCGCGCACGCUCUUCAACGCGAACGCCUCCCGCUUUGGGAAGUACACCGAAUUGCAAUUCUCGGACCGCGGCCGCCUGAGCGGCGUCAAGACCCUCGACUACUACCUCGAGCGCAACCGCGUUGCGGGCGCGCCGUCCGGCGAGCGCAAUUUCCACAUAUUUUACUAUCUGGUCGCCGGCGCGUCCCCGGAGGAGCGGCAGCACAUGCAUCUGACUGACAAAAUGACGUACCGGUACCUCGGCCAGCGGGGCGUCGCCGCGAGCCGGCAGGGCAUGCAUGACGACGACGCGCAGCGCUUCGACCACCUCAAGAUGGCGCUCAAGAACGUCGGCUUCUCGAAGCGGCACGUCGCGCAGACGUGCCAGCUGAUCGCGGCCAUCCUGCACCUGGGCAACCUCGAGUUCACGACCGACCGCUCGCGGAACGAGGACGCGGCCGUCGUGCGCAACACGGACAUCCUCGCCCUCGUGGCGGAGUUCCUGGGCGUGACGGCGUCCGCGCUCGAGACCGCGCUCUCGUACAAGACGAAGAUGGUCAAGAAGGAGCUGUGCACCGUGUUCCUCGACCCGGACGGCGCGUCGGACAACCGCGACGACCUCGCCAAGACGCUCUACUCGCUCCUCUUCGCGUGGCUGAACGAGCACAUCAACCAGCGCCUCUGCCGCGACGACUUUGUGACGUUCAUCGGCCUCUUCGAGCUCCCUGGCCCGCAGAACAUGACGAGCCGCCCCAACUCGCUCGACCAGUUCUGCAUCAACUUUGCAAACGAGCGGCUGCAGAACUUCAUCCAGAAGCGCCUGUUCGAGAGCCACGUCGCGGAGUACAACAGCGAGGGCAUCUCGCGCUUCGCGCCGCAGGUACCGUACUUCGACAACACGGAGUGCAUCCGGCUACUGCAGAACAAGCCGGGCGGGCUCAUCCACAUCAUGGACGACCAAGCACGCCGCCUGGGCAAGAAGACGGACCACACGAUGGUUGAGGCGUUCGGCAAGCGCUGGGGGAACCACUCGUCGUUCAAGGUCGGCUCCAUGGACCGCUCCGGCUUCCCCACGUUCACCGUGAACCACUUCAACGGCCCCGUCACCUACUCGUGCGAGGGCUUCCUCGAGCGGAACCUCGACGCCCUCAACCCCGACUUCGUGUCCCUCCUGCGGGGUGCCGGCGCCGGCGGCCAAGAGCCGUCGGGCGGCGAGGGCUCCGGCUCGAUCAACCCCUUCGUGCGCGGGCUGUUCUCCGGCAAGGCCAUCGCGACGCAGAUGCACCCACGCAACGAGGAGACGAUCGUCGCCGCGCAGCAGCCGAUCAAGCCGAUGCGCGCUCCGUCCACGCGCCGCAAGAACACGGUUCGGCGGAAUCCGACGCUCGGCGACAUCGAGGAGAAGGAGCGGGAGCGGGACGAUGAUGACGGGGACGGGGUGUCGCGCACGCUUAGCGGCGGGGGGAGCCCGUGCGUGGCGGGUGAGUUCCGCGCGGCGCUGGACACGCUGUUCGAGACGCUGGAGGAGACGCAGGCGUGGUACGUGUUCUGCGUGAACCCGAACGACGCGCAGCUGCCGAACCAGCUCGAGGGGCGCUCGGUGAAGGGCCAGAUCCGGAGCAUGGGCCUGCCGGAGAUCGCGCGGCGGUGCGAGACGAUGUUCGAGGUCGGGAUGACGCCGCGGGAGUUCUGCGAUCGGUAUCGGGAGCAGAUCGCCGGGGCGGGGGUUAGCGAGGGGGAGACGAGGGAGCAGGUCGAGCAGACGAGGACGGCGCUGGGGUUGGCGGAGAAGGAUUUGGUGCUGGGGCAGUACAAGGUAUUUUUGUCGCAAGUCGCGUUUCAUAAGCUCGAGAAUUACCUGCGGUCGAAGGAUGGCGAGGAGAUCAAGCGGAAUCGCAUGCGCGAGGCGGAGGCGGAGGCGGGGCUCGAUUUGAGGAAUAUUAGGGACCCUUACGCGCCCUACCGUGGGCCGGACGCCGACAUGCAUGACAUGCCCGCCCCGUACAACGGCGGCUACGGUGACCCCUUCAACCAGUCUAACCAGGCGCUGCCCCUCGUGUCCAACGCGUCUCCGUUCCAGCGCGCCGACAUGUACGACGACUACGACGAGCGCCGGUCGCUGCGCAGCGAGGACUUUGACGCGCGGAGCAGGCUGACGAGCAACCACGAGGAGACGGCGUCGAUCGCGACCGAGUCGUACGCGCCGUCGCGCAACAUGUUCCAGAACGCGGACAAAAAGGCGCUCUUGGAGAAGGAGGCGCUGCCCGGCGAGAUCCAGGAGGGGGAGACCACGGAGGUCGUCAAGGAGACGUCGGCGCGGCGGCGGUGGGUCGCGCUGUGCUGGCUCCUGACGUGGUGGGUGCCGACGCCGUUCCUCAAGUGGUUUGGCCGCAUGAAGCGGUUCGACGUGCAGCAGGCGUGGCGCGAGAAGCUCGCGCUGAAUCUGAUUAUUUGGUUCAUCUGCGCGUGCGCCGUGUUCGUCAUCGCCGUGCUCGGGAACCUCAUCUGCCCCACGGAGCACGUCUUCUCCACGAACGAGCUGUCCGCGCACUCGUUCGCCAACGACCCGAAUAACGUGUACACAUCCAUCCGUGGCGAGGUUUUUGAUCUGACGGAUAUCGCCGCGACGCAUACGCGCAUCGUGCCCGUCGUCGCGUCCAAGUCGAUCUUGGCGUACGGCGGCAAGAGCGCGGACGAUCUGUUCCCGGUGCAGGUCAGCGCCCUCUGCAACGGCGUCACCGGCAGCGUGUCUCCCUACGUGACCUUGAAGUUCAGCAACAACACGGACGUCAACUCGAAAUACCACGACUUCCGCGUCUUCACGAACGACUCGCGCCCGGACUGGUAUUUUGAGAGCAUGACCGUCAUGCGCUGGAAUAACCGCGUCGGUUUCGUCGGUUACACGCCGAAGGAGAUCAAGAACAUGGCUAGCCAGAAGCGAUCCUUGGCCGUCUACAACGGUCUCGUCUACGAGAUCACCGACUAUAUCCAGUUCCCACCGGCCACGCAGGCGCCGUCCGGCGAGCAGGUCCCGAGCGGCAUCAGCACGCAGUUCCUAGACAGCUCGGUGGUAGACCUGUUCCAGUUCAACGCGGGGCAGGACAUCACGAAGCAGCUGGACAACCUGAACAUCGACAGCGACGUGCUGGCGAGGCAGAAGGUCUGCCUCCGCAACCUGUUCACCAUCGGCAAGGUCGACAACCGCAACUCGGCGCAGUGCCAGUUCGCGACGUACCUCCUGCUCGUGCUGUCGAUCAUCAUGGUCAGCGUCAUCGGGUUCAAGUUUUUAGCGUCGAUCAACAUCAGCUCCGCGCGCGCGCCCGAGGACCAUGACAAGUUCGUGAUCUGCCAGGUGCCCUGUUACACGGAGGGCGAGUCGUCGCUCAAGGGCACCAUCGACACGCUUGCGCAGCUCAAGUACGACGACAAGCGCAAGCUGCUCGUGAUCAUCUGCGACGGCAUGAUCGUCGGUUCCGGGAACGACAAGCCGACCCCGCGCAUCGUGCUCGAUAUCCUGGGCGCGGACCCGAACCAGGACCCGGAGCCCCUCAGCUUCGUCUCUUUGGGCGAAGGCGCCAAGCAGCACAAUAUGGGCAAGGUCUACUCUGGGCUGUACGAGACGCAGGGGCACGUCGUGCCUUACCUCGUCCUGGUCAAGGUGGGCAAGCCGACGGAGCGCUCGCGUCCUGGGAAUCGCGGCAAGCGCGACUCGCAGAUGAUGGUCAUGCACUUUUUGAACAAGGUCCACUUCAAUGCGCCGAUGAACCCCUUCGAGCUUGAGAUGUAUCACCAGAUCAAGAACGUCAUUGGUGUCAACCCUACUUUCUACGAGUAUUUGCUUACCGUCGAUGCCGAUACCACCGUCGACCCGAUGUCGGUCAACAGGCUCAUCUCUGCCAUGAUUCACGACAAGAAGCUUCUCGCUGUGUGCGGUGAGACGGAGCUGUCCAACUCGAAGCAGUCGAUCGUCACGAUGAUGCAGGUGUACGAGUACUUUAUCUCCCAUCAUCUGGCCAAAGCUUUCGAGAGUCUCUUCGGUUCCGUCACCUGUCUUCCCGGUUGUUUCUCGCUCUACCGCCUGCGCACGCCGGACACGCACAAGCCCCUACUCAUCUCCAACCAGAUGAUCACGGACUACUCGGAGAAUCGCGUGGACACGCUGCACAUGAAGAACCUUUUGCACCUGGGCGAAGAUCGGUAUCUGACGACGCUACUGCUCAAGCACUUCCCGAUGUUCAAGACGCAGUUCGUCCGGGAUGCGCACGCGUUCACCGUCGCGCCCGACGACUGGAAGGUACUGCUGUCGCAGCGUCGGCGCUGGAUCAACUCGACGGUGCACAACUUGGGCGAGCUGAUCUUCCUCGAUCGUCUCUGCGGUUUCUGUUGUUUCUCAAUGCGCUUCGUGGUCAUGAUCGACCUGCUGUCCACUCUCGUCGCGCCUGUCACCGUCGCCUACAUCGUCUAUCUUAUCUAUCUGACGGCUGGCGAGCACAAGGCCAUCCCGACGCUGUCCUUGAUCAUGAUCGGCGCGAUUUACGGUCUACAAGCGCUCGUAUUCAUCCUGCGGCGCAAGUGGGACAUGAUCGGGUGGAUGUUCUUCUAUAUCCUGGCUAUUCCCAUCUUCUCGUUCUUCUUGCCGCUGUACUCAUUCUGGAAGAUGGACGACUUCUCGUGGGGUGCGACUCGUCUCGUGUUGGGAGAGUCGGGCAAAAAGUUGAUCGUUCACGACGAAGGCAAGUUCGAUGCCCGCGCGAUCCCUCUCAAGUCCUGGAACGACUAUGAAAAUGAGCUUUGGGACAAGGAGUCCAAUCACAGCAUUGGGUCCUGGGCGCCACCGGCCAAGCUGAAGAACGAGGGCUACGCGGAAUCUCGGACGUCGGUAUAUGGUCGCGAGACGUACUACGAGCCGGCGCACCCUGGAGCGCGCAGCUUCUCGCCGUCUCCUUCUCAGUUUGGGGCCAUGGGCUUGUACGCACCUCCGCACGCGCCGCCUCCAGGUUACCAGUCGGGCCGCAACACCCCGACGGGUGGGUUCAUCAACCCCGCAUCCAACCCCAUGCUGUACCAGCCUGCGCCAUCACGCCCGACGACGAACUACCUCGACAUCAACCUGCCCUCGACCCGCAGUCCUCAGGACGGAGAGUUUGGGAUGUCGGGUCCGUCUGACGCGGAGAUCGAUAGGGCCGUGCAGGAGGUGCUGCGAGACGCGGAUUUGAACACUGUGACGAAGAAGGAGAUCAGGAGGAAGCUCGAGGACAUGUUUGGCGUGGAUUUGACGGGGAGGAAGAAGACGAUUAACGAGGCUAUCGAUCGGGAGCUGCUGAACAAGGCAUAGUUACCACGGCCGGCACGAUGACGAUCUGUUUUUUUCUCUCUCAUUCAGGACUUGGCAUGGUUGCGUACAUUUUGGACCUGCGGUUUGUGUUGUCAUGACUCCCGUUCUUUUUUUCUCUUUCUUUCCGCGUUUGUUCGCUCGUUUUAAUGUGGCAGUUCCCGAUUUCUGUGUCGGGUCUGUGUCUCAAUUUACCCGUCUCGUCUCAUCCCACUCCAUCAUGCUCAUGGUAACCCCCCGUCGAUGUCUGUCUAUGUCGUCUCUCUCGACCCUAGCCCUAUCGGUAACCGGACUUUGCAUCGCAUCAUUGUGCUCUAAGUACUUAAUUGGUCUCGCAUAUACAUAUAUCACAUAGAAUCUGACAUUGGGAGAAUGGGUAGGGAACGUGUAAGGUGUGGAUAGGAAUGCAAGAGAGUCGGGAUCGACGCGGAGAAUGUGGGGUAGACGCGACGCGUGAUAGUUCGUAGUUUGCGCUGAAUGUCGCCAGGACGAGGCGUACAUAAAAGUCGCGUCCGAUUUAUUUUUGUUUGUCGUUG